GGGGUCCUUCCUGCCCUGCUCUGAGCCGCUCCGCCUGUGACUCUUCACGUAAAACCAACCGGCCACCGGAGAGAGAAGAAAAACGGUAAAUUAACCCGUAAAUCCUCCUCGAACAGACCGGGUCCCGGGAGCUAUGAUGGGCGGUAGGACCAGUGCGUUAGCCGCGGGAGUGUGCGGAGCUCUGCUCGUCGGUUACUGCAUCUACUUCGACAAGAAGAGACGGAGUGACCCCAACUUCAAGAACAGGCUGCGGGAACGGAGGAGAAAGCAGAAGGUAGCCAAAGACAGGGCAGGCCAGGCAAAGCUCCCAGACCUGAAGGACGCUGAGGCGGUGCAGAAGUUCUUCCUGGAGGAGAUCCAGCUGGGGGAGGAGCUGCUGGCUCAGGGAGACUAUGAGAAGGGUGUGGACCACCUGACCAACGCCAUCGCGGUGUGUGGUCAGCCUCAGCAGCUGCUGCAGGUGCUGCAGCAGACUUUGCCUCCGCCCGUCUUCCAGAUGCUGCUCACCAAACUGCCCAGCAUCAGCCAGCGUAUUGUGAGUGCACAGAGUCUGAGCGAGGACGAUAUAGAAUGAGAGGAUCGAGAGGAAACACCCGCCACCUUCCCCCUCCUCUUCCUCAUGUGGACCCCUCCUUCCAUGACGACCUGCUAACGCCUCGGCCUCCAUCACUCCGGCCGACGUCCAUCACUUCCCAUCAAGGCGUCCUAAAUGGAAUUAGUUUUUUAUUCCUGGUUUAUCCAUGACAGUAGUGUUUGUUUUUUUUACUUAAAUUACCCGUUUUGGGGUAUAAAGAGUAUCUGGAUCAUAACGGCCAGAGAAUUACAAGAGCCCGUCCCCGCUCCACCAUCAUUAGGUAUGUUCUCAUUAACUGGACUGGGUGUUAACAUGAAUCCGUUCCUUCCCUCAGGGUGGUGUAGCACGCAUCCUGACAGCAUCAUGUACCAGGUUUACACUGUCUGACAACCAUCUUCAUGGUUAUUAUGAUAUCAGUCGUAGAAAGUGACACAAACAGGAAUCUUCUCUCUGCUCGGAUGCUUCACAAAGUAUUUAUUGUUUUAUGUUAUCAGUCGUCUUUCUGUUCAGUCUCAACUAAACACUUUUUAAAAAGUGAUUUUUGUUCAUUUUAAAGAGGACGAUCCUCUUUAGGAAAGACAAAAUAAAAAAUGUGAACAAACUA
Molecule: messenger RNA, 1178 nt
Organism: Sebastes umbrosus (honeycomb rockfish)
Lineage: Eukaryota; Metazoa; Chordata; Actinopteri; Perciformes; Sebastidae
Gene: tomm20b
Product: translocase of outer mitochondrial membrane 20b
Exons: 5
Coding region: 134-574 (146 amino acids)
Biological process (GO): tRNA import into mitochondrion; protein targeting; protein import into mitochondrial matrix
Cellular component (GO): mitochondrial outer membrane translocase complex; mitochondrial outer membrane
Molecular function (GO): transmembrane protein transporter activity
Source: RefSeq, a predicted model, not a curated record